GAUGGGGAAUCCUCGUCACGGGGCUGGCCCCUCCCCACAGGCUGGCCACCUCCUCUACCUCCUCCACUAUAAAGCCUGUCGGGUUCUCAAGCACCUAGACUCAGAGCACCCCACCUCGGGGGCCGGUAGGACAGCCAAAAUGCUCAGCUGGAAACUGCUGGGGCUCCUGGUCCUUUGCCUGUGUGCCGGAGGCAUCUCAGGCAGUGGGGACCCCUCUCCCAGACCCACAGAAGCCCAAGAAGAAGAGGACUCCCCAGCCUCGCCUCUGGGCCCCCCAAUCCCUGGUGACCCGUGGCCGGGGGUACCUCCUCUCUUUGAUGAACCUCUGCCUCCAAGCCCUAACCGUCCCUGGAGAGACCUGCCUAAUGCUGGGGUCUGGCCCCCAGAGCCCCCUAGCACGGAUCCCCCUCACCCUCCUCUGCCGGAUGACCCCUGGCCAGCAGGAACCCAGCCCCCAGAAAACCCCUGGCCACCUGCCCCUGAAACGGACCACGGAUCCCAAGAGGAGCCUGACCUUGACCCACCCCAGGAAGAGUACAGAUAGGGAGGGGCCCCAGGGAAUUUGAGCUUCCUCGGUGCACACCCUCUUUCCUCUGCUGCCCCCCUAAAAAUCUCAAUUUUCCCAUCUUUCGCAGCUCCCUUCCUAAGUCUCUGCUUGGAUUGUGUUCAGGUGCACCUGUGUUCUGCAUCCGCCCCCCUUCACCUCGAUGUCCCUGUUCAGCCCCUCUGCCUUUCUUGGGCAAAAUAACAUAAAGCACACUCGUAACUCACCCAACCUAUUCCCGCUUCCUCUACCCAGGGUGUCCAGACCUGGACCUCCAGGGAGGGCCUGAGCACUGUGCCCCCUACCGCCUCCUGGUGGCCUUAGCUGAAAUGACAGUUGACCAGGAUGGGGCUUCCAAUGGGAUAAUAAAAGCCAGGUGUUUUUCCUGUA
This is a messenger RNA of Mesocricetus auratus (golden hamster), 934 nucleotides long. It is a transcript of the gene Psors1c2, whose product is annotated as psoriasis susceptibility 1 candidate 2. NCBI's taxonomy places the organism in Eukaryota, Metazoa, Chordata, Mammalia, Rodentia, Cricetidae. The record is from RefSeq and is a predicted model, not a curated record. The coding region runs from base 2 to 544 and encodes 180 amino acids. The transcript has 2 exons.